Molecule: messenger RNA, 4036 nt
Organism: Choloepus didactylus (southern two-toed sloth)
Lineage: Eukaryota; Metazoa; Chordata; Mammalia; Pilosa; Megalonychidae
Gene: ZFAND5
Product: zinc finger AN1-type containing 5
Exons: 6
Coding region: 1869-2537 (222 amino acids)
Molecular function (GO): zinc ion binding; DNA binding
Source: RefSeq, a predicted model, not a curated record
AGGCUGGGGAGCCCUCCCGCCAGCACAGGAAGCACAAAGGCGGAGGCGUCAUUUUAUCGUCGUGGCCUAAGGCCCGCUUCCCUGCGCCCCCUACCAGUUUGCACACGCGCGGUCGGGGGAACAAUGCCCGCUGUGCGGCCUCCGCGGGACCCGGCUCCGGGCCUUGCUCGCGGUGGUCUCUGCCGCGCCCGGUGUGUGCAGCCGGACGGGGAGAAACAAAGAGGCCGAGGCGGCAGCUGCGACAUCCCAGCCCUCCCCCUUCUCUGUCGAACCGUUUGGGGUCGAGGGGCGGCGCGGGGCCGGCCCGGCCUGCGGAACUGCUGUUCUGCAUGACUCAGUGGUUUUUGGAGAAGGCCCUGUCAGGCUUUCCUGCGCGAGGCCUUUGCCUGGAGGGGGAUGGGGGCCCUGUGGGACCCGAACUUGUUUUAAAAUCCGCUGGAAAGUGGGAGUGGGCUUCCCUGUUGUCGUGUUGUACUUUUUUCAAGGUUGCCGCGAUUCGCCCCCAGGAUCCCUUUCAAGAAGGAAAUGGAGUACUUACCCUUUGUUUCAGGCAUUUAGGCUGGUGAAUUGUAAUUCUUAAUCUUUUCCGUGCACUCCUUGGAGCUGUGUUUUGGAAAAGGGCCGGUUAUCCUUAUUGAGUGCCCCCUAAGAAUGUGCUCUACGGAGAUACUAAGAUAAAGUAGUAUGUAGGUCAGAGUUCUUUUUCUUUACAGACUUUUAAAAUCUAAAUUUCGUUUUACUCAUUUUUAAGAUGGUAUUUAAAAAGGAGGAUUUCACAACUCAAUUGAGGAAAAUAUUGCGGUUUUAUCUUUAGUUUUUUUUCUUAAACUGUCCAAAAAAUUAUGUUAAGAAUUUGUUGUAGUUUGUUUUUCCCUACUUUCCAUCUGAGGCCUGAUGUUAGGCCUGAAAAGGAGCCUUUAAAAAUCAUUCUGAUCUACUUCAUUCGUCAAAGGGGGAACUGAGAUCUGGAUGGUGAGGACUUGCCCAAGGUCAUUGGCUGGUUAGCAGUAAAUUUAAUACAGCGCAGGUCUCCUAACUCCCAGGUGAGUGGGCGAUCUUGCCAUCUCCAUAUCAUGUACACCUGAGAGAACCAUCCAUAAAUAUAAAGUCCUUUAUUCAGAUUUGGUGUUGAAGAAUUUUUCAGUUACAUACCCAGGUUUCUUGUUUGUGUUUUAAAGCUAUGAAUUAGAGGAAGCCAGAACCAUAAAAACAUACAUAUUCCAGUUAAUGCCUGAACUGACACAUGCAUGCUUAAGUUUCUUAAGGUACUAGAUACUAGUGAUGAUACUGUGUAUUUCUAAAAUAUUGCCAGGUAGGGAAAUACUGUGCCUAAUGGUGAACACUCAAACCACCCACCCAUCUUCCCCAAAUUGCCACUGAUCUGGUUUUUAUAAACAACGUGACCAUUUUGAUCUCAUGAGUGGUUAAUAUGAUUGAUUUGAGAUUGUGCUCUGGCCCGCCCUCCCCUACAUUAAAAAAAAAGCUGUAACAGCCUAUAUCAGAUUUGUUUUGUUUUUGCAUUGUUAACACGUAUGAAUGCUGCAUCCUUAGUUCCUGGGGUUGUGUAGGAGUUGGCAGGCUCUGAGAUAUAAAUAGAAGCUGAUUUCAGAGGCCCCUGUUGGCUAGGUUUUAUGUGAGAGCCUCCAUCCAGCUCCGCCUGUCACAUUGCAGCCUUGUGACAGGCUGAAGCGCCCACCCAUGUGAUCUAAGCUUCUGAGAAAUAUUAAAGCAAGCUGUGCACAUGUGAUGGCAUUUAAAAGCCGGCUUUCUAGGGGAAAAUCUAAAUGAUGGGAAGUCAUUAGAAGACUCUAAUGCCCUGGUACUCGUGUCCUUAGAGCUGGAGGUUAUUUAUAGUGAUUUGAAAGGAGAUGUAUUUUCUGAAGAAGCAGGAAAAUAUGGCUCAGGAGACUAACCAGACCCCAGGGCCCAUGCUGUGUAGUACAGGAUGUGGCUUUUAUGGAAAUCCUAGGACAAAUGGAAUGUGUUCUGUUUGCUACAAAGAACAUCUUCAGAGGCAGCAGAAUAGUGGCAGAAUGAGCCCAAUGGGGACAGCUAGUGGUUCCAACAGCCCUACCUCAGAUUCUGCAUCUGUACAAAGAGCAGACUCUAGUUUAAACAACUGUGAAGGUGCUGCUGGCAGCACAUCUGAAAAAUCAAGAAAUGUGACUGUGGCUGCCUUGCCUGUAACUCAGCAAAUGACAGAAAUGAGCAUUUCCAGAGAGGACAAAAUAACUACCCCGAAAACAGAGGUGUCAGAGCCAGUUGUUACUCAGCCCAGUCCAUCAAUUUCUCAGCCCAGUACUUCUCAAAGUGAAGAAAAAGCUCCUGAGUUGCCCAAACAGAAGAAGAACAGAUGUUUCAUGUGCAGAAAGAAAGUUGGCCUUACAGGGUUUGACUGCCGAUGUGGAAAUUUGUUUUGUGGACUUCACCGUUACUCUGACAAGCACAACUGUCCAUAUGAUUACAAAGCAGAAGCUGCAGCAAAAAUCAGAAAAGAAAAUCCAGUUGUUGUGGCUGAAAAAAUCCAGAGAAUAUAAAUUACUUGUGAAGAGACUGAAACUUUGUUUUUAUUUUAAUAUAUCGUAGGAAAACAUUAAAGAGCAGAUGCAUGGCCAUUUUCCUUUGAUGUUCUCCAGAGUUUUACUUUACAUUUGUCUGUCUUACAAUUGAUAUUUUAGGAUGUUUGGGUGUUUAUUACAGGCAGAAUUGGAUAGAUACAGCCCUACAAAAUGUAUAUGCCCUCUCCCUGAAUAAAAUUGGAUGAAAAUCUGCACAGCAAAUUGAAAUAUACAGAUACUAGGGACAAGACUUAGUUCUCACGUGCCAAACAAACUACAUGAAAUCUCUGCAUGUUUGCAGCUUAUCUGCCUUUUGGGAAUGUAAUCAAGGUAUAAUCUUUGGCUAGUGUUAUGUGCCUGUAAUUUUUUUAAAAUGGUACACCAGAAAAGGACUGGCAGUCUACUUCUACCAUAGUUAAACUUCACCCUGAUAAUUUCCACAUGUUCUUUGGAAGCAGGAAGAAGGCCUAUAGAGGAUCAGACAGACCUUUCUAUGAAACCACUAUUUGGUGCCAUAUGUAAGCCUGGUUACUUGGUCUUCUAAAAGCUGUCAAAUUAAUGAGACAUUCUAUGAGAGGUAAACAUCGCAACUGGUUAUCAUAAGAGUAAAAUCAUCAAGCCAACAGGGUCUUUGAGAGAUCUUUGAAGCUUAUUGUGCUGGCCUGCACCAGAAGAUGUCUGCAUUACUCUUAUUGCUAAAAAUGUGUAGCACAGAACUGCACUAGGAUUAAUUUAUUUACAAGAAGAAAUUAAAACUCUACGUUUGGUUUUCACAUACAGCAGCUCCAUCAAGUAACAUGCAUUUGAAUUUUAAGUUGCAAAGGUUAUCUGAACAGUUAAUUUUUCAUGUGCAUCUUUUGUUGAAUGUUUUGGUUCAAGAAAGAAUGUUAAAAGCUUUUUAAAGACUUCAGUUCUUAAUAUAACUGUACCCUUCUGCAUGGAAAACCGUAACAUGGCUGCAGUAGACUUUCUUAGUGGUAUCCAGCACCACUUGCAGAGGGCUGCUUUAUCAUAUUAAUUGUACUUGGGUGUAGGACUCUAGUGUUCUUGGGUGUAUUGCAUGGGCUGCAUUAUCUACAGCAUUGUACAAUAACAACUAGAAAAGGCAGUAUACUUCACUGAUGCUUGUCUGGUAAUAUCACUUCUGUGUUAUAAUGGAAGGUUUUUUUGUGAUGUAUGAAACUUGUGUUUUUUAUAUAUAAAUGAGUACAGUUAGUGUGGUAAUGCCUGUUUUCAUCUGUAAAUAGUUAAGUAUGUACACAAGGCACUACUUCUGAUUUAUUGCAGUGUUCAGUCCUAGUUUUUACUUUUAUUCUUAAAGCAUUCAAUUUUGCUUUCAAUUUUAUGUACCUUAGUUCUGAAUUAGAUCUACAGAUGUGUACAGAUAGUUCAUAUUUAUGUAUUGCACAUAAUCAUGCUAUUCAGCAUUGAUGCUAUAUUGUAUUAUGUAAAUAAUAAAAGCCAUGUACAGAGGGAAA